UUACCUCGCGGUUGGAUUUGUCUUGAGCUCUCCGGGAGCGCGCCACAAAGCGGGCCCUGCGCCUCUUCCUCCGCCCGCGGCUCCUCAGCGCCAGGCUCCGCGGUUAACUUCCCCUCGCCGGGCUUGGCCGGCUGGCGUGGUAGGCGGCGGCGGAACGCCAGGCUGUCUCCUCGCGCCCACGACACACACACUUCCCCCGCUCCCUCAGGGUCUCGGGGGCCGUGCAGGGAUUCCGUCCUCCGGCAAUUGUCCGGAAAUAAUGCAAAAGGUGUCCCAAGCCUCCUGAUCAGUGAACAGAGAUUUGAGAAAGACAGCCAAGCUCAUGUUUUCUCCUGAUCAAGAAAAUCACCCAUCCAAAGCCCCUGUAAAAUAUGGUGAACUUAUUGUCUUAGGGUAUAAUGGGUCUCUCCCUAAUGGCGAUAGAGGACGGAGGAAAAGUAGGUUUGCUUUGUUUAAAAGACCCAAGGCAAACGGGGUGAAGCCCAGCACUGUGCACAUUGCCUGUACCCCUCAGGCCGCAAAGGCAAUAAGCAACAAGGACCAGCAUAGCAUAUCAUACACCUUAUCUCGGGCCCAGACGGUGGUGGUUGAAUACACUCAUGACAGCAACACGGAUAUGUUUCAGAUCGGUCGGUCGACUGAAAGUCCCAUCGAUUUUGUAGUAACUGACACAGUGCCGGGAAGUCAAAGUAACUCCGACACGCAGUCAGUGCAGAGCACGAUAUCAAGGUUUGCUUGUCGGAUCAUAUGUGAACGGAAUCCCCCCUUUACUGCACGGAUUUAUGCCGCAGGGUUUGACUCCUCAAAAAAUAUCUUCCUCGGGGAGAAGGCAGCCAAAUGGAAGACUUCAGAUGGGCAGAUGGAUGGCUUGACCACCAAUGGAGUCCUUGUGAUGCAUCCCCGCAAUGGGUUCACGGAAGACUCCAAGCCCGGAAUCUGGAGAGAAAUAUCAGUGUGCGGCAAUGUGUUCAGCCUGCGGGAAACCAGGUCUGCUCAGCAGCGGGGGAAAAUGGUGGAAAUUGAAACCAAUCAGUUACAAGAUGGCUCAUUGAUCGACCUCUGUGGGGCCACGUUACUGUGGCGCACUGCCGAAGGCCUGUCCCACACCCCCACCGUGAAGCACUUAGAAGCUUUAAGACAAGAAAUCAAUGCAGCCCGACCCCAGUGCCCUGUUGGCUUCAACACACUAGCAUUUCCUAGUAUGAAGAGGAAAGAUGUGGUAGACGAAAAGCAACCAUGGGUCUAUCUAAACUGUGGUCAUGUCCACGGCUACCACAACUGGGGAAACAAGGAAGAGCGGGACGGAAAAGAUCGGGAAUGCCCUAUGUGUAGGUCCGUGGGUCCUUACGUCCCUCUGUGGCUUGGAUGUGAAGCGGGAUUUUAUGUGGACGCCGGCCCUCCAACCCACGCGUUCAGCCCGUGUGGGCAUGUGUGUUCAGAAAAAACAACCGCCUACUGGUCCCAGAUCCCACUGCCUCAUGGUACUCACACUUUCCACGCAGCCUGCCCCUUCUGUGCACAUCAGCUGGCUGGUGAACAAGGCUACAUCAGACUGAUUUUCCAAGGACCUCUAGACUAACAGUUGCCCUCCAGGACUGCAUUACAAAUUUAUAAGCUAAGAGAUUGGGGAUUUCCAACCCUCUGUCCACGUCACCGUUUCUCUGCUCUGAUCAUUUGCAUUAAGAUGAAGAAUUUUUCUAAACAUUUGUAAUAAAUAGUAGCCAUUUCUGAGCAAAAAUCUGGGAAACUCAAGUAAAGGGUUUCUGAAAGUACCAAACUUCUGAAUCCUGAGUUCCGAAAAUAUUUUAAGGAGAAAAAAAAAAGACAGUCUAAUUUGAUGCCUUCAUGUUAGUGUUUUUGAAUCACCCCAUCCCAUCCUCAGUGUUGAGAACUUGUUUUGUAUAGCCGAGGUACUGUUGGUUCAAACUCUGUUAGUUUACAGUGUGUCACAAGCAUUGUAAAAUACAACAUGUAUAAUAGCUCCCGCCCCCCCUUAUUUAUCUUUAUUAUAGAAAAUACCUUAGAGCGUCACGUCGGUAGAGUAGCAUGAUAGUGACGGGGGCACAUCCUGGAUGUGACCGGUAGUUUAGCGAGCACAGUGCCAGGGUUUGCCGGGUUAGGAUGGAAGGACACGCGAGCCUCUCCCCACCACCUCAUCUAAACAUGGGAUUUGGUAGACAAGAAUACAUUUUUAUACCAAAUUCCUAUUAAUUACCAUUGUGUAAGAUGCGUUUGAUUUUAACCACAUGGAAGAUAAUCAGGAAAGAUAUUUUUUUCUCCUUAAUGUUUCUCUUGAGUGUAGUACUAUAACAAAAACUUAAUGCUAAGAAACAUUUUAUAUGCUCCUUUGAAUAUGCAAUUUAAUCUAGAUUAUCUAUUUUUCUCCCAUGAUUACUAACCUCUUUUUAGUAUCAGCAACAUUUGGCAAGUUUAUUUUUUAGAUAUAAACUGUGGUUCAUCUGUUCACUGUUUCUAGAAAAGAAGAAAAACCCAUUCCCUUGAGAAAACAUAAAUUAACACUUGAAAGGAGUGUGACUUGAUUUGCUUUCAGAAAAAGAAAUGCUUAAUUAAUUUUUCUAUAUCUGGCCUUAUCCAGGCCUUAGGAAAUCUAGAGAUAAAGGGUUGAGUGACAACAGUGCCUGCCUUCGCCCCGCCCCCUUCCCAACUUUUUGGGUUGGUUUUUAAAUCUAGCAGACCAGCUUCAACAGUGGGUGUGAAGCCUAAGGAGAGUCACCCUAGUGGGACUCAAACACUGGGCUGGCAGGUGAGCACCGGGAACAGCAGAGAGGAGGGACGUACUUGCAUUGUCUGUUUAUUCUCUAAUUUCAAUGAAUUCUUUGCUUGCAAAAGCAAAAAGCAGUCUCUUGCCACCACCCCCUUUCCCCUCUUCUCUCCUCCCCACCUUUUUUAAAUGUACCACAAGAAAACUAUAGACAGUUGCACUACAUCAAACCCUAUUGUGACACUUACAGAAAUUGGUAGACUUUUAGAUUAGACAAACUCAUUUUUUUAAUCCUUUGUUUUCCUUUAGUUCGAAAAGUUGUAGAAUACUUUACUGAUGGUAGCACAUUUCUGUAUGUGAUAGCAUAGCUUUAAUUUAACCUGUCUUAAUGAUGUUCUGAAUUUUCUUUUGGUUUUAUAAAAAAGAAGAAAGCCUUUGUUGCUUAGAAGCCAUGAGCUAUUUUAUUUUACUUGCGCUCUCAACAUUUUCUUUGUUCUUAAAAAUGAUCAUUUGGGUUCACUCAGGAAACGCAUGUCAGGAAACUUGUAUUGUAAGUUUACUAGUUGUUAUGUAUCAGUAACUGCUGUUGCCCCCCUUUUUCAAAGAAAGAUCCUUGAUUUUGAGAUUUCCUAGGCUGUCACAUACCCGUGACUAAUGCAAGGAAAUCCAGUCCUGUGUUGUAUUUGUUCUAAUCAUUUCUAUUCAGGCUAUAUAUUGUAGCUAAUUUUUAUUUGCAAUUAAUUUAUUCAAACUAAGUAAAAUACUUUUCAAAAUA
Messenger RNA from Echinops telfairi (small Madagascar hedgehog), 3497 nucleotides. It is a transcript of the gene PELI1, whose product is annotated as pellino E3 ubiquitin protein ligase 1. The coding region runs from base 323 to 1579 and encodes 418 amino acids. Gene Ontology annotation, biological process: protein K48-linked ubiquitination; regulation of Toll signaling pathway. The transcript has 7 exons. The record is from RefSeq and is a predicted model, not a curated record. NCBI's taxonomy places the organism in Eukaryota, Metazoa, Chordata, Mammalia, Afrosoricida, Tenrecidae. Gene Ontology annotation, molecular function: protein binding; ubiquitin protein ligase activity.